Erinaceus europaeus (western European hedgehog) is the source of this 998-nucleotide messenger RNA. RefSeq names its product GINS complex subunit 2 (gene GINS2). Gene Ontology annotation, biological process: DNA replication; double-strand break repair via break-induced replication. The record is from RefSeq and is a predicted model, not a curated record. The coding region runs from base 48 to 605 and encodes 185 amino acids. Lineage: Eukaryota; Metazoa; Chordata; Mammalia; Eulipotyphla; Erinaceidae. Gene Ontology annotation, cellular component: GINS complex; nucleus. The transcript has 5 exons.
CUCAAACUGGUGGCGGGAAAGUAGCUCUGGUGUCUUGUCCUGGGACUAUGGACGCGGCAGAAGUGGAAUUUUUGGCUGAGAAGGAGCUGGUGACCAUUAUCCCGAACUUCAGUCUGGACAAGAUCUACCUCAUCGGGGGAGACCUGGGCCCCUUCAACCCCGGGCUCCCGGUGCAGGUGCCUCUUUGGCUGGCCAUCAACCUGAAGCAGAGACAGAAGUGCCGGCUCCUGCCUCCCGACUGGAUGGAUGUGGAAAAGUUGGAGAAGAUUAGGGAUCAUGAGCGGAAGGAGGAAACUUUCACCCCAAUGCCCAGCCCUUAUUACAUGGAACUUACGAAACUCCUGUUAAAUCACGCUUCAGACAACAUCCCGAAGGCAGAUGAGAUCCGGACGCUGGUCAAGGAUAUGUGGGACACUCGCAUAGCCAAACUCCGGGUGUCUGCUGACAGCUUUGUGCGGCAACAGGAGGCUCACGCCAAGCUGGAUAACUUGACCCUGAUGGAGAUCAACACCAGUGGGGCUUUCCUCACACAAGCGCUCAAUCACAUGUACAAACUCCGCACAAACCUGCAGCCUUCCCAGAGCACCCAGUCUCAGGACUUCUAGAAAAAGACCUUUGCUUGAUCUGUCAGUGACCUUGCGGUCCAGGGGCAGGAGGCUUGCCGGCUGGUGUGCGAGUGCUUAGGACAGGAGCAAGGCACUCAGUUCUAAAACCAUCUGUGAACUUUACAUUCCUGUCAUGAAGCAACGAAUGCGUUCCUGCAGUUUCGGAAAGCUACAGAUAUGUGCUGAGCAAUUCUUCGGGACAUUCUUUAAUUCCACAUCUCUUUCUAAAAACCAGUUGUUCUUUUAUGGGGGAAAGAAAAGACCUUAGGCAAAACAAGUGAUUUUCUUUAGCAGAGCCCCAGGUCUUAUAUUGACUGUGGUGCAGACUAGUGUUCCCUACUGUCAGGUGUUCCUUUUAAAAGGUAGAGGGGAGGAGUGCUAAGAGUCCCUUCU